CAGCCCUCAUUGCCACGUCUCUUCUGGCGGCGGCGAGUGUCGGGAGGGCCGCGCCGCGCCCCCUCGGCUCCCGAUCCCCCCGGCCUGGAGGGCCCUGGCGGCGGGCAGGCCCAUGGUGCUGCCGCGGGGCAGGAGGUCCUGAGACUGACCCCGUUGAAGCAGCAGCUUGCUAAGUUGUGCAUGGCAUAGAAAAGCAGAGGAGAGCUGCAGCUUCCCUUCUUGGUUGAGGCAGUGGGAAAGUAGCUAGCUGAAGAAGAGGGAUUGGUCCCGCUCCUCUCCAGGGGAGGAUAUGCAAGCUAUCCUUCCGUGGCCUGGGCAGAGAGGAAAAGAGCUCCACGCCAGACUGCUCAGCCGAGUUCCAAGCUGGGAACAUGCCACACUGCCUCUUUUGGAGGCUGAGACGAGCCCUGGAGAUUCACUGGAAGAUCAUUUUGGAGCCGGAAAAGAGCCCCAACCUGGGCUGUGAAUCCAACCAACCCAUGGCUGGUCAACUCUGUAAAGCCGUAGAAGAGCUGGGAAGUCUUUGGGGCAGUUCUCUAAGACUCUGAGCAAAGCCUGCCAGAGGCAGAAGAAGUGGGCUGGUUCCUGGUCAUGCCCGGUGGAAGGAGGGGACCCAGCCGGCAGCAGCUAAGCCGUUCUGCUUUACCUUCUCUCCAGACAUUGGUUGGUGGGAACUGUGGCAACGGCACUGGUCUGAGAAACAGGAAUGGCAGCGCGAUCAGCUUGUCUGCUCCUCCGAUCACAGCCUUGAUCACCCCUGAGCCAGUGCGGCAUUGCCGAAUCCCCGAGCUGCCUGUGGACGGGAACCUUCUCUUUGAGUUCCUCUUUUUCAUCUACUUGCUGGUGGCACUUUUUAUUCAAUAUAUCAAUAUCUACAAGACAGUCUGGUGGUACCCAUACAACCACCCUGCUUCCUGCACAUCACUGAAUUUCCACCUAAUUGAUUACCACCUGGCAGCAUUUAUUACAGUGAUGCUGGCACGGAGGCUGGUUUGGACCCUCAUCUCUGAGGCCUCGCAAGUGGGUGCUACAUCCAUGAUUCACUGUAUGGCGCUGAUUCUGGCACGCCUGGUGCUGCUCACCCUGUGUGGCUGGGUGCUCUGCUGGACUCUGGUCAACCUCUUCCGUAGCCACUCUGUCCUCAACCUCCUCUUUCUCGGCUACCCGUUUGGCGUCUAUGUCCCGCUGUGCUGCUUCCACCAGGAGAGCAGAACUCAGCCUCUCCCCGCAGACUGUGACUAUGUGGUGCAGGAUCAGUUGGUGGACGCAGGCGUCUUGGGGGUCGGCAGCCUUGUGAAGCCUAAAGACUUUCUCUCUCUCCUGCGAGAGUCCCUGAAAGAACAGUUCAACAACCCUAUGCCCACCCCUACGCACAGCUGCCCCUUGUCCCCCGACCUCAUCCGCAAUGAGGUGGAGUGCCUGAAAGCAGACUUCAACCGUCGGAUCAAGGAGGUUCUCUUCAAUUCCCUCUUCAGUGCCUACUAUGUGGCAUUCCUGCCGCUGUGCUUUGUGAAGAGCACCCAGUACUAUGACAUGCGCUGGUCCUGUGAGCACCUCAUCAUGGUGUGGAUCAAUGCCUUCGUCAUGCUCACCACACAGCUGCUUCCUCCCAAGUACUGCGACCUGCUACACAGAUCGGCUGCCCACCUGGGCAAGUGGCAGAAGCUGGAACAUGGCUCAUACAGUAAUGCCCCGCAGCACAUCUGGUCAGAGAACACAAUAUGGCCCCAGGGAGUGCUGGUGCGGCACAGCCGGUGUCUGUACAAAGCGGUCGGGCCUUACAAUGUAGCAGUGCCUUCCGAUGUCUCCCAUGCCCGCUUUUAUUUCCUCUUCCACCGUCCAUUACGGCUCCUCAACCUGCUCAUCCUCAUAGAGGGCAGCAUGGUUUGCUACCAGCUCUACUCCCUUUUGCGCUCCGAGAAGUGGAACCACACCCUCUCCGUGGCCCUGAUCCUCUUCUGCAACUAUUAUGUCUUAUUUAAACUCCUGCGGGACCGGAUAGUGUUGGGCAGGGCGUAUUCGUAUCCUCUCAACAGCUAUGGGUUAAAAGUCCAUUAAUCAUUGGAGGAAGGGGAAGGCUAUUUUCAUACAGUUCUAUUUUUUUUCCUUGCAACUGUUUAUAAAUAUUUAAAAAAAUA
This is a messenger RNA of Eublepharis macularius, 2138 nucleotides long. It is a transcript of the gene TMEM39A, whose product is annotated as transmembrane protein 39A. The record is from RefSeq and is a predicted model, not a curated record. Gene Ontology annotation, biological process: negative regulation of autophagosome assembly; negative regulation of autophagosome maturation. The coding region runs from base 592 to 2058 and encodes 488 amino acids. Lineage: Eukaryota; Metazoa; Chordata; Lepidosauria; Squamata; Eublepharidae. The transcript has 11 exons. Gene Ontology annotation, cellular component: endoplasmic reticulum membrane.